AUGAGUUUAGAUAAAUUGAAUAAAUUAUUAAAUAAAAAAAUACCUAAAGAAAACAAUAGAUUGAUUAGGUUAAGCAAAUCAUUAAUUGAAACAUUAAAUAUAUUAGAAAAUUUUGACGAACUAAUUGAUGAAUUAAAAAAAAUUAAAAGACCAUUAAAUGAAUUAGGAGAUGGAAAAAUCAACAAAUUAUGUGCCAUGUUAACUGAAUUAAAUAUUGAAUUAUCAGAAUCUAGAAGGCAAGAGAUAAUUAGAUCAGGAAAGUAUUUACCUGAUGAAAAAAGCUCUAAAUAUCAUCCAGGAGCAUUCUAUAUAAGUCGUCCAUUAAGCAGUUCAACUCAACAACCAAAUGACAAUAAUUCGGUAUCAACUCGGAAAUCUUCAAUGGGAUGUGUUUUAAAUGAUGAUGAUGUGUUUAUGCCAAAAUCUUAA
This is a messenger RNA of Entrophospora candida, 429 nucleotides long. The record is from the annotation of a GenBank genome assembly. Lineage: Eukaryota; Fungi; Glomeromycota; Glomeromycetes; Entrophosporales; Entrophosporaceae.